Messenger RNA from Hydatigera taeniaeformis, 759 nucleotides. The record is from the annotation of a GenBank genome assembly. Lineage: Eukaryota; Metazoa; Platyhelminthes; Cestoda; Cyclophyllidea; Taeniidae.
AUGCAGGACACUAAUCAAUCAGAGAGAUUUGAUAUAGUUCCUGAUCCAGGCUUAUGCGUCAAGCUGAAAUGCGAGUCCGGUGAGUUAGGUGCCCAUGUUUACGGAAAGGUUCCGAUUCCAGAAGAGAUUACAGAGGAAUCUCUUAUAACAAUGCUUGAAAGCAAAGAUGCACCACCCUAUCGCGUUCCUUUGAGCAUUGGCGAUGCCCAUUGUGAGCUUGAUAAUGCUGGCAAGCCUUGUUCGGCCUAUGAUGUGGUCAUACACCCAAAGUUUUUGGAAAAGGUCAAGUCUUCUCAAGUUUUUAUGGGCUUCUUGGUCACCGCCGUAAUUGAGUCUCUUGAGUCGAAAUUCCAGUUGUCGUUAUGCCGAGGUAAGCGUUCUGAUCCACCUAUCAAACUAUACAGAUUGGGUUGUGUUAAAGAACAAGAAAUGUAUGGGGACGCUACAAAAACAGUUUAUCCGAAUACGCCUUUGACUGGUAGUGAGAUGAGGGAACCGAUGAAACCACAACCAACUGUUCCAGAUGUUAAAAUGUUCGGCGUGCCGAACAUGGAUAAUCCAGAAUUUAUCGUUGCCGAAUUUCAAUUGCCUAAGCUGUUGAAUUCGCGGGGUAUUAAACUAGAUAUUGGAGCGAACGUUCUUGUCUUGCGGACUCGCAGUCAUACCUACGAGAUGGCCGCCGAGCUCAAUUAUACUGUCGAUCAGGUCGGUGCUCGAGCUGAAUUCAAUUUGAAUAGAAAGGUGCGUCUGCUUAUUUAA